This is a messenger RNA of Beta vulgaris subsp. vulgaris (sugar beet), 1982 nucleotides long. Its product is annotated as protein NETWORKED 3A. The transcript is spliced from 3 exons. The record is from RefSeq and is a predicted model, not a curated record. Gene Ontology annotation, molecular function: actin binding. The coding region runs from base 385 to 1743 and encodes 452 amino acids. Lineage: Eukaryota; Viridiplantae; Streptophyta; Magnoliopsida; Caryophyllales; Amaranthaceae.
AAAUUAUAAGUUAUACUAUAAAAAAAGUAACAAACGCUUCGUGUACAUAAAUUAGUGUUCCUAAGAAAUGCUAAUUUGCGACAAUAUUUAAGGCAAUAUAUCAAAUAAAAUCCCGUUUGAUUUCAACUUACCCGGGCUUCCAUCUGCUGACGUGUCAAGUUCCCAUUAGCCAAGAUAUUAAGAAGGUCGAAACUUGACAAAAAAAUUCACGAAGUUCAAGACUCAACUUCCUUGCUUAUGCAGUUUAAAAACAUCUAAUCUAUCUCAUAACUCAAAAUAACACCACACUUUGCAUACCCAAUUCCUAGAGAGAGAAGAACAACACGCUCCUCCUUCCCCCUCAUUCUUCAGCAAUUCACAAAAUUAUUUCCAGGAAAAAGAAGAAUGCAAAAAGAGAGGAGAGAGACUGUAAUUAAAAUGGAGACAAAGAAGCAAUCUCAUUGUUGGUGGUUUGACAGUUACCACACUUCCAAAUGUUCUCCUUGGCUUGAAUCUACUGUUGCAGAGCUCAAUGAGAAGACCAACUCAAUGCUGAAGUUAAUAGAGGAAGAUGCAGAUUCAUUUGCACAACGCGCAGAGAUGUAUUACAAAAAAAGGCCAGAGCUUAUUAGCAUGGUGGAGGACUUUUACCGCGCUCACAGAUCACUAGCUGAACGAUUUGAUCUACUUAAGAGUGACCGUGCUGCUCGUGUCAGGUCCCCCUUGAGACACUCUUUCUCUCUGCCAAAGGAGGAGUAUGAGUAUGUUUUUGAUUCGAUUAAGUCGGUUAAAUCCUUUGAUAGCUUCACUGAGACAACAUACAGUUCUGAGGAGUGUGCCGAGUCUGAAGUAGAUGAUCCCGAUCAAGAAGAUGAACCUGAAAUUGAUCAAAAUGAACGAGAGAUAGAAAGCCAGUUUCGUGGUGGAGUUGCUAGUUAUGACGAAUUGAUGCAGCUGAAAUAUGAAUUGAGUGAACUGCGCGAAGUUAAUGAGAUGCAAAAGAACAUAAUUAAACAAAAAGAUGAUGAAAAAGAGGAGUUAGUGAAGCAAUUAUCAGAUAGUAUCAGAGAGAUGAGGGAAGAAAUGGUUGCAGUUAGGGAAACUACUGAACAUGUAUCAGUACCAUGUGAUGAGGUGACAAAGUCGAAGGAUGAGAUUGAUAAACUAAAAUUAGAGAACAUGUAUGAGAAGGAACAGAUCAAGAAGAAAGCGGAAGCACUUGCACUAAAAGAGGAAGAAAAAUGGGAAUAUGAGGAGAUGAAAAUUGAGUUAGCAAAGGUGAUAGAAGAAAAGGAUAGAGAGAAAAAAGAGGCGAUUAGGCAGCUAACUGAAGCACUUAGAGAAAAAGAAAAGGGGAAAAAUGAGGUGAUUAGGCAGCUAAAUGAUGCACUUAAAGAAAAAGAUAAGGAGAAAAAUGAGGCGAUUAGGCAGCUAAACGAUGCACUUAGAGAAAAAGAUAAGGCGAAAAAUGAGACAAUUAGGCAGUUGAAGGAUGCAUUUGUAGAAAAAGAUAUGGAGAAGAAAGAUGUGAUCAGGAAGUUGAAGGAUGUACUUGUGGAAAAAGAUGAAGAAAAACGUGAGGCAAUUAGGCAGCUAAGUAUAGCCAUGGAAAACCUAAGGGAGGAGAGUAAGCUUCUUAAGAAAUCAUUAGUAGAUUAUUCACCCAAGAAAAGCUUUGGACACUUUGAAAUUUUGAAGGGCGUUAAUUUGGCUAAAUUGUUCAAUUUAUCUUCUAACUGCCAAAGAAGUGUUGUGCCUCUGUAGAUCAAGUGAGCUGAUAUCCAUUGGACAUAUUAGUAACUUCUAGAACACAGUUUUGUUCCAGCAGGCAUAGGUGAGUAUGUGUGUUUAUAGGUUGUAUAAUUUGUCCUUGUAGAGUUGGUUUUUAUAUUAUAUGUUUUAUAAAUCUUGUUAGAUUGUAAAAUUGCAGCUUGUAUCGUAUAUUAAUGUGGAGUAAUUUUGUUUUCUGCGAUAUAUCCAAAAUCAAGUAAUUUACCAGUGUU